This is a messenger RNA of Saxophila tyrrhenica, 2529 nucleotides long. RefSeq names its product ribosome biogenesis protein ytm1. Gene Ontology annotation, cellular component: RZZ complex. The coding region runs from base 1 to 2529 and encodes 842 amino acids. The record is from RefSeq and is a predicted model, not a curated record. Lineage: Eukaryota; Fungi; Ascomycota; Dothideomycetes; Mycosphaerellales; Extremaceae. Gene Ontology annotation, biological process: mitotic spindle assembly checkpoint signaling; endoplasmic reticulum to Golgi vesicle-mediated transport. The transcript has a single exon.
AUGGCCACCGCCGACCCCAUUCCACCGGCCAUACUCUCCUAUGUUACCUCCUCUGUCUACCCGGAUUCAGAGUCCAUCUCCUCCUCCACCCUCACCCCCUCUACCCUCUCCAACUUGCUGUUGUCUCUUCGAGCAGAACAAGAGAAGGCCCAAUCGUCCAUUCGCUCCCUCUCCCGAGAUACCGCGCCGGACAUUGACUCCUGGAUCUCCCACGCUAAGUCGCUCCAGGCGGAUAUACUACGCUCGCGAGACCUAGCCAGGGAGAUUGUAGCAGAUGCAGAGAAGGGCAGGGAGGUCAAAGAUGAAGUCGAAGAUAGCGGGAGCAAGGUCAAGCUGUUGGAGCGGGAGGUACAGUUCAACGAGCAUUUGCAGACUGCCUUGGAAGAUGCAAACGAAGUCAACGAGUUGUUGGAGAAGGCGGCCGAGCAAGCCGUGACAGCAGAUGUGCUGAACUCGUUCGAGACGAUGCGGGGAGCGGAGGAGAGAACCGACGAUCUAGAAGGGCGAAUGGGACCGCGGGCAGUCGAGGUGCUGAGACAGAAGAGAGAGGGACUCAAGCGGGGAAUGGCAGAGACGACUACCGAGUGCUGGGAUGGGCUGGUCCAAGUCAGUGUGGAGGAGAGGUGGAUGAGGGUGCAGAAGCAUGGGAUUGAUGCCAAUGUGCCGGAUGCUGUGGUGCAAGAGCUGGAUCUCGAGACUGUUGUGUGGGGACUGAAGGCGUUGGGGAUCUUUGAUGGGGUGGUGCAGAAGCUGGCGAAGGAUAUCGAAAGAGCGCUACUGAGACCAAGAAUGAAUGUCGAUGAGGACGAACAGGUGGCGAAGGUGGAGGUCAAACAUGGAAAAUGCUCGUGCUGUGGGAAGAGCAGUGACCUGAGCACGAAAGGGCUGUUUGAAGACCUACGACGGAUCACGGACUUCCUGAACUCUAAGCUACCGGCCACUGUGAUAGAGCCACUUUCAGCUGAGCUUGUAUCCGCGCUUGCUGCACGUCUCGAAAACCAAUGGCUGGACCCUGCUGUACCGACAGCCAUAGAAGGCAUACCUGAAUUUCAAGACUUGCUUGCGGACCUUGAAGCCUUCACGGAUUACCUGGAAGGGCAAGGGUGGUCGGGGACUAGACCAUUACGGGAAUGGGCAGAGCAGGCUCCUCGAGCUUGGCUGACGAAGCGGCGGGAAGUCGUUCUUGGUGAUGCACGAAAUUUAGUGUUUGGGGGGUUGAGGGAACGAAAGACGGUGGAAAGGGUGGAGACGAGAGUGGUCAGCAAGGAGGAAAUGGGCAUGACUGCUACUCAGGGCGAGGACGAUGACUGGGAUGCGGCGUGGGAUGACCCAGAGGAGAGUAAGCCAUCUGCACCAGAGCCGGUCGUCGAGCCAGCCAAAUCAGAAGACGAGGAUGAUGAGGCAAGCGCCUGGGAUAUCGAGGACGACGACUACCGCUCCAACAAGGACAACGCAAGUACUAACGGCGAUGAUGAAAAAGAUGCAUGGGGCUGGGGUGAUGACGACCAGAAAUCUCAACCCUCCAGCCCAGUGGCCACCAAAAAGUCCCAACCUACCGCAUCGAACAGUCCCUCCAAACCCAACGGCAACUCACCCCAAGAACAAUCUCUCACCCUCCGCGAAACCUUCACCGUCACCUCCAUCCCCGACGGCAUCCUCUCCAUCCUCCAAUCCACCAUCUCCGACGCCCAAACCCUAGCCGGACCCCAAUACACCUCCUCCCCUUUCGCCCCAGCAGCAGCAGCACUCUACACCCUCCCCACCCUCGCCCUCGCCAUCUACCGCGCCACCGCACCCACCGCCUACGCCAAAGUCGACGGCCUAGGAAACAUGCUCAUCUACAACGACGCCUCGCGCCUGUCCGACCAGCUGCGAAAUUGGCAGAGCUCUCAACCCCCUUCUUCACGGCUGAAAAUGGACAGCGACCUCACCGCGCUAGAAGUCUUCGCCAAACGCGCCUAUGUGGCUGAAAUGGACGCGCAGCGCACUAUCCUCAUCGACCUGCUGGACGGCGCGCAGGGAUUCGUGGGAUGUACGCAGUUCCCUCAAAAGAGCCAGUGUGAGGGUGCGGUUGAGGGAGCGGUGGCGAGGCUGAGGGAUGUGCAUGCGAUGUGGAAACCUAUACUGAGCUCUGGGGCGCUAUUGCAGAGUCUGGGCAGUUUACUCAAUACCGCCACCACCAAAAUGAUUACCGAGAUCGAAGACCUAGGUGAUAUCUCUGAGCCUGAAUCGCAGCAACUCAAACAGCUCUGCGAGACCGUCCUCUCCGUGCGAGACAUCUUCACCCAGCCUCCCGAAGGCGAUACGGGUGAAGGGAAGGAUAUGUCCUUCAUCUACUGCCCCACGUGGCUGAAGUUCCAGUAUUUGGCGGAGAUUCUGGAGAGCAGUAUGGCGGAUAUCAGGUGGAUGUGGAAGGAAGGGGAGUUGAGUCUGGAGUUUGCGGGGGAGGAGGUGGUGGAGUUGAUCGAGGCGCUGUUUGCGGAGAGUGGGUUGAGGAGGGAGGCUGUGAGGGAGGUGCGGGGGCGUUGA